This is a messenger RNA of Beta vulgaris subsp. vulgaris (sugar beet), 900 nucleotides long. RefSeq lists its product as uncharacterized. Lineage: Eukaryota; Viridiplantae; Streptophyta; Magnoliopsida; Caryophyllales; Amaranthaceae. Bases 1 to 900 code for a protein of 299 amino acids. The record is from RefSeq and is a predicted model, not a curated record. The transcript is spliced from 2 exons.
AUGGGGAGGGGUUUCUAUAGUCUUCAUUGUGGAGCCCCUGGAGAAAAAUCUCGGAUCCUGUCCGAUGGCCCCUGGUUUGUUAUGGGGUCCCUUGUAUGGGUGCAGGCUUGGCAGGCGGGAUUUAAACCAUCCCAAGCAACAAUUUCUCAAUAUCCAAUAUGGAUUAAUCUCCCUGAGCUCCCCCUUGAAUUUUACCAUAAAGAGAUCCUUCAUGCUGUUGGGAAUGCUAUUGGUAAUGUAAUAAAAAUUGAUGCCCACUCUUUGACGGGAGAUCGGAAGCGAUUUGCAGCCAUUUGCGUGCUCAUGAAAGCCGACCAACCUACUCCGAGCAAAGUCUGGCUGGGUGCUUCGUGCCAGGAGCUCGUGUUCUCUGAAUCGCCGUGGGUUUGUAUGGUCUGUCAAAAAGUGGGUCAUGCUACCAAGUCCUGUUUGAAGAGAUCGCCGGAAACCAUGACUGGUCUGGGGAGUGUGGAAAUCACGAGUGAAAAGAAAACCCAGGAGGAGUAUGCAUGGAAGUACGUGGGAGGUAAGAAAAAAGUCAUCAGGCCUGCUGGGGUUGACUCCCAAACGGAUAAGGGUACUAGGGGCCACAUUAAAACCAGGUGGACCCCUAAAAAACCGGAUGACAAAACGUUGGAGGAGAGAGAAAUAAGGGGCUCAGAUUUGACCUCACCUCACAAGCAUGGUCCCAAGGAAAUCUUGGGUUUCCAAAAUCCUUCUGGGAGGAACCAAAAUGCUUUUGCGGCAUUACAGGUUUUGCAGGGAGAAGUGCAGUCCUCACCCUCUUAUGUGGGGAAACGUGGAGGAGAGAAAGAAGAAAUUGAGUGUUUACCUCAGCUUUCUGUGACCCCUAUCCCGUCGGAGAAAACCAAAGCUCCCAAAAAAUCUCAAACUCUCUGA